Cordyceps militaris CM01 is the source of this 1218-nucleotide messenger RNA. RefSeq names its product carboxypeptidase A1 precursor. Lineage: Eukaryota; Fungi; Ascomycota; Sordariomycetes; Hypocreales; Cordycipitaceae. Gene Ontology annotation, molecular function: metallocarboxypeptidase activity; zinc ion binding. Bases 1 to 1218 code for a protein of 405 amino acids. The record is from RefSeq and is a predicted model, not a curated record. Gene Ontology annotation, biological process: proteolysis. The transcript has 6 exons.
AUGAAGUUCCUCGCCUUUCUUCCCUUUGCGGCGGCAGCAGUCACCGCGCCCCAGGCCGUCUCCUACGAUGGCCACAAGGUGUUCCGCGUGCCCGUCACGGAUGACGGAUCUUUCCUUCGCUCCGUCCUUGACAAGCUCGACGUGUCUACCUGGCAGCCUCCCGCAAAAAAGGGUGCGUUUGCGGAUAUCCACGUGCCUCCUCAGUCCCUGCAGCCGUUUGCGCAGGCGCUCAAGGGCCAUGAGGUCAUCACCAUGCACGAGGACCUUGGCCAGUCUAUUCGCAAGGAGGGUGCCUUUCAAGUAUACGCCGCUGGUGCGCCCAACAGCACCUGGUUCAACUCGUACCACCUCUACAAUGACCAUCUCCAGUGGCUCAACGACAUGGCUUCGACCUACUCCAAAAACGCCAAAGUAGUCACCUCGGGUAACUCCCUUCAGGGCAACGCCAUCACGGGCCUUCACAUCUUCGGCAGCUCCGGUGGCGGCAAGAAGCCCGCUGUCGUGUUCCACGGCACAGUGCACGCCCGCGAGUGGAUUGCCAGCAUGGUUAUUGAAUAUUUUAUCAAUGAGCUUGUCACCAAGUACGGCUCUGACCAGAGAAUUACUUCGUUCGUUGACAAGUAUGACUUUUACUUGUUCCCCAUCGUCAACGUAGACGGCAAGUUUCAAGUUCUCGCAGGCGUCCAACCCAACUGCCUCGGCCAUGACAUCAACCGCAACUGGCCGUACAAGUGGGAUCUAUCCGGCGGUGCCUCAGACAACCCCUGCGCCGAGGACUUCCGUGGAAUCAGUGCCGGCGAUGCCCCCGAGACCAAGUCCCUCUCCGCUUUCCUGCAAAGAAUCAAGAGCGCGCAGGGUCUGAAGCUGUACAUUGACUAUCACUCCUACUCGCAGCUCUUUAUGACACCCUAUGGAUACUCCUGCAGCGCUCUCCCAGCCAAUAAUGCCGAGCUGCAGUCCCUGGCCAAAGGCGCCGUCGACGCCAUGUACAAAGUGUACGGAACCAGCUUCAGAUACGGCCCCAUCUGCACAACCAUCUACCCAGCCACUGGAAGUAGCGUUGACUAUGUAGCGGAUGUUGUCAGGGGCGACUACACCUUCACGGCGGAGCUUCGCGACACCGGCCGCUACGGUUUCGUUCUGCCCCCGGACCAGAUUCGCCCUAGCGGCGAGGAAGCCUUUGCUGGCGUUGCUUACUUGCUCUCUGCCAUGAAGUAG